Castor canadensis (American beaver) is the source of this 655-nucleotide messenger RNA. The record is from RefSeq and is a predicted model, not a curated record. NCBI's taxonomy places the organism in Eukaryota, Metazoa, Chordata, Mammalia, Rodentia, Castoridae.
GGAGACCCUCCCGGAGCCAGAGGGGACGUUCUAGCCGCAGGGUCGGCACUCGUUGGUACUUCCGGAAGAGGCCCGCCUUCCUCUCUAUCCGCCGCGUCUCAGUGGCCGCCGGGGCCCGCCCCUCGCCGGACCCUGCCCCCUCCCCUCCCCGCCCUCCCUUGGCGGACCACGAGAGUCGCGGACUCUGCCCCGAGCCGACUGCAGGGCGGCCGGGCUCCACAGUCGGGGAUCCCGGGUCAUGGCGGCUCCGGGACCGUGCCCGGAGCCGGCGCCAGGUUAAUCUGCAAUUUCUUCAGCGGUUCCUGAGAAUACACAAGGUUUUGUUUCCUUCUUGGUCAUCACAGAAUGUCUUGAUGUACCUGACACUCUUGUGUGUGGCCCUACUGGAACAAUUGGUGAUCUACCAGGUUGGCUUGAUCCCCAGUCAGUUCUAUGGGGUCUUGGGAAAUAAAGACUUGGAUGGGUUUAAGCCGCUGACGUUCCUGGCAGUUGUGCUCAUCGUUCUCAAUUCCACACUGAAGAGCUUUGACCAGUUCACCUGCAAUCUACUGUACGUGAGCUGGAGGAAGGACCUCACCGAGCACCUGCACCACCUCUACUUCCGGACCCGCGUAUAUUACACCCUCAACGUGCUGCGGGACGACAUCGAUAACCC